This is a messenger RNA of Gopherus flavomarginatus (Mexican gopher tortoise), 1241 nucleotides long. RefSeq names its product vertebrate ancient opsin-like. Lineage: Eukaryota; Metazoa; Chordata; Testudines; Testudinidae. Gene Ontology annotation, cellular component: membrane; photoreceptor outer segment. The record is from RefSeq and is a predicted model, not a curated record. Gene Ontology annotation, molecular function: G protein-coupled receptor activity. The coding region runs from base 1 to 1149 and encodes 382 amino acids. The transcript is spliced from 4 exons. Gene Ontology annotation, biological process: G protein-coupled receptor signaling pathway; visual perception.
AUGUCAGAAAUGAGUACCAACUGGACAGCCAACCUGAGCUUUGGAGCAUCUACAGAUCCUCAUGAGCCAAGACCUGGACUCUCUAGAACAGGGCACACCAUAGUGGCUGUUUUCCUUGGAUUUAUCUUGGUAUUUGGCUUCUUGAAUAACUUGAUAGUUCUCAUACUCUUCUGCAAGUUUAAAACCCUGCGCAACCCUGUGAACAUGCUACUGCUGAACAUCAGUGCCAGUGACAUGUUAGUGUGCAUCUCUGGCACCACACUCAGUUUUGCAUCCAACAUCCAUGGCAGAUGGAUUGGAGGAGAGUAUGGUUGCAUGUGGUAUGGCUUUGCCAAUUCCUGCUUUGGUAUUGUGUCCCUGAUCUCCUUGGCUAUCCUGUCUUAUGAACGCUAUAGCACCAUCACCCUAUGUAACAAACGAGGCUCUGACUAUCAGAAGGCUCUGCUAGCAGUUGGUGGUUCCUGGCUUUAUUCUCUGAUCUGGACAGUACCACCGCUCAUUGGCUGGAGCAGUUAUGGGAUUGAGGGAGCUGGCACAAGCUGUUCAGUACGUUGGACCUCUGAAUCAGCUGAAUCUGUGUCCUAUAUCAUCUGUCUCUUCAUAUUCUGCUUGGUCAUCCCUGUAAUGGUCAUGAUAUACUGCUAUGGGCGUCUCUUUUAUGCUGUUAAACAGGUUGGAAAAGUCCGGAAGAAUGCUGCCCGUAAAAGGGAAUACCAUGUUCUCUUCAUGGUGAUUACUACAAUAAUCUGUUAUCUAUUAUGCUGGAUGCCUUAUGGAGUUAUAGCACUGCUUGCAACAUUUGGUAGUCCAGGUGCAGUUUCUCCAGUAGCAUAUGUCAUACCUUCCAUCCUGGCAAAGAGCAGUACCGUAUGCAAUCCAAUUAUCUACAUACUUAUGAACAAGCAGUUUUACAAAUGCUUUCUUCUACUUUUCCACUGCUACCGUCCUUUGGCUGCUGAUGGAGAAUCCAUAUGUCAGUCUAAGGUAACUGUAAUCCAGCUGAAUCAGAAAGUGGACGGUGGAGUCACAUGUAAUAAUCAAGAACUUCCUGAAACGGAUGGGAAAGUGCCCUGUCUGCUGAGCCCAGAGUCAAGCUUGGAGCCCGCUUCAGAAGACACGCCACAGAUGUUAAAGGAGAAUUCUCUCUGAUGACUAGUCACACACCUUAACCAGUGUACGCUGUUCUAUUGCCACACUACCCAGUUUACUUUAACAUUCCUAAAGGAAAUUGCUAUUUGUGG